This is a messenger RNA of Iphiclides podalirius (scarce swallowtail), 291 nucleotides long. The record is from the annotation of a GenBank genome assembly. Lineage: Eukaryota; Metazoa; Arthropoda; Insecta; Lepidoptera; Papilionidae.
AUGAAUACUCGUCGGAAUUACUAUGCAAUACGGCACAUCGGCGGCCAACAGACUUGCGGAAAACACGUAGACUCGAAUGCGUACCUACAUCCAUGGUGUACCUACAUCGGCGAUUCGGACGCAAUACGAUCGCUUCCGAAGCGCAAACUGGGUCAAUUAGGAGCGAUGUUGAUUGAGGUGUUCGUUAUCGGUAUUAGCGGUAAAGCCUACACAUAUUACACGUACGGCCUACGACUGAGCAAAGGCCUCUUCGGAGCGCUGGGGCUGAAACUUCGCACUAUGAUGUUGCCC